AUGGAUCCGAAGCCAUCCUAUCCAGACCCCGAGGCAGCUCAUGGAGGAAUGCAUCCAUUUUCCUAUGCAGCCCAACCUCCGAUGCCUCCAGCCGAGCACGCGCACGCGCACAUGCAGCAAGCUCCUGCAGCAAACAUGCGAGGACCUGUCGGUGACGGACAAGAGUAUGGGCAGAUAAACCACAACGGACAAGUAUUCACACAAAAUGGACAGAUUUCAAGAGAAGCUCAGCCCGCCACGCCACAGCAGCUUGCACAACGAGGACUUGACGCAGACCAGAGCCAAGGGCGGAGCAAUGUGGAUUCUUCUGCAAGAAAGAGAGCAAAGGUUACGAGAGCGUGCGAUGAAUGUAGAAGAAAGAAGAUACGAUGCGAUGCCGAGUCGGAGACACCCGGUAUACAGUGCAGUGCCUGCAAACGAGCAGACCAGGUAUGCGAUUUCAGAAGAGCGCCACAAAAGCGCGGUCCAAGCAAAGGGUACAUCAAGGAAUUAGCAGAGCGUGUAAAUAGGUUGGAAAAUUCUGGGGCUACUCCUCCGGAUAUGCAGUAUGCCCCGGUCAUUCACGAUCCAUCCGGUCCAGGGAGCGCUUAUUCUCCGCCGCUUGAAUAUAAUAGACACAGAAAUCAUGGUAUGAUGAUGGGGCAACAAAACUUCGAGCAAGAUCAUCAAGAGCUUCUAGAGUUCUCGCCAGGACAUCGCGGCACUAAUACCGACGCGGCUGCAAAUGGACUUCAAGUGCCUAGAGUCUUGCACCCUACAUCCCUCGUCCAUCAACAAACACGAGACACGUUGAACAACAUGGCACCUGAUCCAUCGGUCUACGAUUACGGCAAGCUCAUCCAACCCUUCUUUCCUGUGCUUGCACGCCAGGAAGGCCGGGUGCAUCACGAACUCGAGAAAGUACCUUCUACUGUUCGUACAGCCCUGCUCCAUGCACGCGAUCUAGCAGUCACCUGUUGUACUUCUGCUCUCAAGCCGGAGGCUUUGGUCGCCCGAGUCACAUCAGAACUCGCAGCCUUGAAAGCAGAGGGACCCCAAGCCCGAACGUGCGAUGCCAAUUUCGCAUACCUUCAAGCUUUGUUCUUCAUGGCCAUCGUCACCGAGAAUAGUGGUCCCGUGCACAGUCGUAACACGUCCUGGAUUGCCGAAGCGGUCAGCAUCGCAACAUACUUGAAUCUGCACCAAUCCCACGCCUUCGAAAUGGGGGGCACAGAGGAUGAAGAUUCUAGCCCAAAGGUAGCUCGGCGCGUUUGGCUGAGCCUGAUUGUGCUUGACCGCUUUCAUGCCAGUAGUACAGCCAGCCCAUUGCUGGUUGCCGAAGAUAGUGCACGUCUGGUUGCAUCCGAUGAGGAUAUUUUGGGACCCGACGCCUACCACCUAGUCCGUAUCUCGCUCGCGCUGGGCCAUGUAUCCCAUGCUAUCCUCUACCAGUACCCCGAGCGCAAUCGUUCCCAUCCGCGCGAGCUUCUCCUUGACCACUUGAUGAAAGGAGAGAUUGACCGCUUAGGUGAAGGUCUGUAUCAGACAUUCCGUCAGGCGCCACACUUAUACCUAGCUUUCGCCCACCUUAAGCUCCUCUCCCUCAGACUUCCUGGAUUUCCCGAUUCAAUAACGACGGAACUCUUGGAUCUCGCUUACACAGUUGUCGAUCAGCUAAGCUCGCCCAUUGGCGGUGUGCGACCAUUGACUCAUCAUUUCGCUGGGCUCGCUGCCAUCACGCUGGCAGAGAACAUGGGCAAUGAGCAAUCUGUGGCCACUUUGCAAAAACUUCGGGCCAUUCUCGACACUGGCUACGUUCGAGAAGACAUCGAAUCGAGCAAAUCUAGGCCUCACAAGACGGUCUGGAAUGUGCCUAUCAGCUCGUUCAUCAGCAAGAAGCUCGGAGAUAGUGCCCCUCAAGCGUCCAAUGACAGCAUGACUUCUCGUGGUGGAUUGCAGCACCUUGCGGACGCUGCGGUGGGCAAUAAUUCCAACGAAGAGGCUACAGAUUGGACUGCGGUGGGUGCCAAGGGGUUCCUGAACGAAUUUGAGUAG
Letharia columbiana is the source of this 2034-nucleotide messenger RNA. RefSeq lists its product as uncharacterized. The transcript is spliced from 5 exons. Gene Ontology annotation, cellular component: nucleus. The record is from RefSeq and is a predicted model, not a curated record. The coding region runs from base 1 to 2034 and encodes 677 amino acids. NCBI's taxonomy places the organism in Eukaryota, Fungi, Ascomycota, Lecanoromycetes, Lecanorales, Parmeliaceae. Gene Ontology annotation, molecular function: zinc ion binding; DNA-binding transcription factor activity, RNA polymerase II-specific.